Molecule: messenger RNA, 108 nt
Organism: Fusarium pseudograminearum CS3096
Lineage: Eukaryota; Fungi; Ascomycota; Sordariomycetes; Hypocreales; Nectriaceae
Exons: 1
Source: RefSeq, a predicted model, not a curated record
CUCAACCUCAACCUCAACCUCAACCUCAACCUCAACCUCAACCUCAACCUCAACCUCAACCUCAACCUCAACUUCAACCAACCAACCAACCAACCAACAUGCAACUGA